Molecule: messenger RNA, 2092 nt
Organism: Felis catus (domestic cat)
Lineage: Eukaryota; Metazoa; Chordata; Mammalia; Carnivora; Felidae
Gene: MORN3
Product: MORN repeat containing 3
Exons: 6
Coding region: 257-982 (241 amino acids)
Source: RefSeq, a predicted model, not a curated record
UGCCAUCAGACCCACCUCAGGGAGGCCCUAGAGAUGCAAAGGAGAUGACAGACACAGGCCAGUCUAGUGCAGAAGGAUCCUCCCCAAAUGGCUGCUCAUCUGCCCGGGGACUCCAAACACACAUGACUCACACCAUUUGGGCUCAGACAAGUGCCUCCCCAGGAAGCCCCGGGAUCCUGGCAUUACUAGGGACACACUGAGCCCCUGAUGUCCCUAACCCUUUGCCAGCACCUCUGGUCCCGCAGAAGUAGCCAACAUGCCUAACUCCAAGUGCCUGCAAAAGUCGGAGCCCCUGUGGAAGGAGUGGGACCAGAAGGCCCAAAAGAAUGGACUGAGGCACCAGGUGAAUGCUGUCAAUGGUGACUGCUAUGUGGGCCAAUGGAAGGACAACAUGAAACAUGGAAAAGGAACACAGAUCUGGAAGAAAAAAGGAGCCAUCUAUGAGGGAGACUGGAAGUUUGGGAAGCGAGAUGGCUAUGGCACCCUCAGCAAUCCUGACCAAGAGAAGGGAAAGUAUAGGAAAGUAUACUCUGGCUGGUGGAAAGAUGAUAAAAAAUCGGGCUAUGGGAUUCAGUUUUUCGGACCCAAGGAGUAUUACGAGGGUGAGUGGUGUGGCGACCAGCGCAGCGGGUGGGGCCGCAUGUACUACAGUAACGGCGACAUCUACGAGGGCCAGUGGUUGAAGGACAAGCCGAAUGGGGAGGGCAUGUUGCGCCUGAAGAACGGGAACCGCUACGAGGGCUACUGGCAGAGAGGCAUGAAGAAUGGGUCGGGCCGUUUCUUCCACCUGGACCACGGUCAGCUGUUUGAAGGCUUCUGGGUGGACGACGUGGCCAAGUGUGGCACAAUGAUUGACUUUGGCCGCGAUGAGGCCCCUGAGCCCACCCAGUUCCCCAUUCCUAAGAUCGAAAUUCUAGACCCUAAUGGUGUGCUGGAGGAAGCCUUGGCCAUGUUCAAGAAGACAGAGGAAGAUGAAGAUUGAUGCCAGGAUCCAGGACCAGAAAUCACAGCUGUUGGAAUGGACCUGACCUGGGGACACCAGAACUGGCCAGCUUCCCAGAGGUCUUGAGCUGGGGAGAGGCUGGCAGCAAAGCCUGAAACGCUGGGCACUUUGAGGAAGAGGAAAAGCCCUGCUCCCAAGCUCUGGAAGAAACCCCAUUACCCUCACCAGCCCCUACAAUUCCUGGGGCUUUGACCAUGCAGGCUGGCUGUAUGUACUGUUCCCACACUAGGGGCAGAGUUCAGUGCCAUGGGGCUGCAGAAAGAAUAAUGUGGACUGAGAAGGAACGGAUGGCACGCGUCUUGGAUCCUGAUGAAAACCAUUCACAGGAAUACAAGCCACUGUUUUUUCCAGAACACUUCCCGCUUGGGAAAUCUCCCCACAGAUAGCAAGAGUAAAGUCAAGGGGGCCUCGCGGAAUCUGGCAGGCGACUCCCAGGGCCCCAGCUCAGUCCCAGAGAGAUCAGAUCAGAUCAGAUUGCAAGCAACUUCACAAGGUAAAUAUAGCCAGAGUGCUGGGCCUGUUAACCCAAAAUAAACAGCUCUCAGCCAGCCAAGGGCCUGCUUGAACCUGGCCACAUGGGGCCUAAAGGGAUAGGAAGGACAAGAGACUGCCAGCCCCACCUCACACUGGUCCGUGGAUCCCGCAUGGUGAACACUGGGAUGCCAAUUUUCAAGUAUGAGACAAGAUGACCAUAGGACUCUACAAAGGGUGGGGCCUGGCUGGCUUUGCCAGGCAUGUGCCCGCUACGCCUGAAUGCCAACCAUCAUUCCUCGCCCCUGCUGGGCUCCAUGGAGACCCCUGCCACCUGGUGACUCGAAGUCCAGGCCCUUCUGAGACAGUCCUCCCAUGCCUGGCCCGACCCCAGCACCCGCAGUUGGGAGAGCCAACUGUCCUUUUCUAAGCCGAAGCUUCACUGUUCACUCCUUAAGGAGGGUGGGUGGCUGGGCCUGGAACAGGAGGGCCACCAAGCAUAGCCACCCAGGUCAUCCAGAGUUGUCUGAGCCUGCCGCACUACCUCAAAUGCAAACCAUUUAUUAAGAAAGAAUUGAGGCCUUGUCUAGUGGUUUAUAAACUCUUUUGACCACUUCA